This is a messenger RNA of Hyla sarda, 1675 nucleotides long. RefSeq names its product leucine rich repeat containing 57 (gene LRRC57). The record is from RefSeq and is a predicted model, not a curated record. Lineage: Eukaryota; Metazoa; Chordata; Amphibia; Anura; Hylidae. Gene Ontology annotation, molecular function: protein binding. Bases 215 to 931 code for a protein of 238 amino acids. The transcript is spliced from 6 exons.
GGGUCUCGGGCGCUCUGACGCCAUCUUGUGUGUGUCAAACUCCAGGGAUUGUGAAGGUGGAGCCCGCUGUUUCCGGAAGAGCCGAGUGUUGGGAUUGAACCGUAAUCCGUUCAUGUUUAUCUCCCCGGUGUUUUUCUCCGGUGCUUUGUCUCUGCUGAACUACAAGGGAAGCUUUCCGUGACUACUAAUACAGAGGGUGGUCCUGAUCUGUAACAUGGGUAACAGUGCCUUAAAGGCUCACAUAGAAACGGCCCAGAAGACCGGUGUGUUCCAGCUGACUGACAAGGGAUUGGUGGAGUUUCCUGAAGAGCUGCAGAGAUUAUCAGCUAACCUACGAACAAUAGACCUGUCCAGCAACAAGAUAGAAGUUCUGCCUCCACCAAUAGGGAAAUUCAGCAUUUUGAAGAGCUUGUCGCUGAACCACAACCGGCUGAGCAGACUCCCUGAUGAGUUGUGCAAACUGAAAAAACUAGAGACCCUGCAUCUUGCUGCCAACCAGAUCACCCGACUACCUGCUGACUUUGGUCACCUCUCCGCCUUGAAGACGCUAAACCUUUCUGGUAACCAGCUGCGUGCAAUGCCCAGCCAACUGUGCAGCCUACGACACCUAGAUGUGGUGGAUCUGUCCAAGAAUAAAAUCCAGGCAAUUCCAGAUGAAGUUUCCGGUGUGCAGGCCAUAGAGAUAAACCUAAACCAGAAUCAGAUAUCGCUGAUCUCGGUGCAGGUCUCUCAGUGCCCACGUCUCAAGGUGCUUCGACUUGAAGAGAACUGUCUGGAGCUCAGUAUGCUACCCCAGAGUAUCCUAAGUGACUCGCAGAUCUCCUUGUUGGCUGUAGAAGGGAACCUCUUUGAAAUAAAAAAGCUUCGGGACUUGGAUGGUUAUGACAAGUAUAUGGAACGGUUCACAGCAACACGGAAGAAGUUUGUGUGAAGGGGGCGGCAUUUACGGAGGUGAUCGCUAAGUCAAAUUCCGCCCCGAUUGUCCGGGUGAGCUCUCAAUAUAAAGCCUGUGUCCAGGCAUCACAGCUUCUUAAAUCAGCUAGAGUCCUCCCAUCCAACAACAGCAUGGACCGGUGGGCGCCAUCGAUGAAGACGUGUGGACUGUAGCCAUUGGCAGCGACACUGUUUGCGGUAUACAAUGGGUUGUUGAGUUUACAUAGCGACUGCAAUGAGCACGUGUGUCCAAUGCUCAAGCAACUAAUGCGGAACUAGGCCACCCUAUGGAUAAAAAUUCUCUUAGGCUGCAAUUCAUUCAACUUGCAAUUUUCAUUUCAAUUAUUAUUAUUUUUUACAAUUUUUACCUAAUCUUCCUCUGACAGUUAUGUAACUUAUUUUGUCAAUGCACUUUUACUAAAUGUACUUUAUAUAUUUUUUGCCGCCUGCGAUGUCAAAUAUAUAUAGUGCAUUUAACAUCAGACUUUUUGGACCAUUGGCAUGUAAAAGGUGGGUGUGCACUUUGACUGCCAGGACGUGCGGGGAGUUGUAGUUUUGCAACAGCUGGAGGCACCCUUGUUGGUAAACAUUGGCCUAUAGCAGUGGUCUCCAACCUGCGGAGCUCCAGAUGUUGCAAAACUACAACUCCCAGCAUCCCAGCAUGUUUUGCAACAGCUGGAGGUCCACAGGAUGAAGACCUCUGGCCUAUAGGAUUAUACAGGUAGUAUUGAACAGAAUGGGU